UUUCACCUGUCCAGUAAGGUAAUUAGUCCAUUACCUGAGUUCAACAGAUGCAGAAUCAUUCCCAAAGACUUUGUAGACUACUAGAAUCCAUGUUUCUUUAGUAAAGGGGGAGGGGUUUGGUAGUAUUUGCAAUAGUCUGUUAUUUGACAAUUAUUUAGAUCAGCGCUUCUGAAUAUUGAAAGUACUUUAAAUUCUUUUCGCUAAAUUUCGGAGCGCUGACAUUAACAAAAUUUUAUGAAAUGGUCUAAUGAAAAGUUGGCCAUAGUUAUAUGAACAGGCAAUUUUUUAGAGUCCAAUCUAACUGGGGACGUGUGGUUCAUUAUAUAUAAAAGUUGAAUAUUAUGUAAACAUCAAAUACCAAUUUAACAAAUAUUACCAAAUGAAAAGAAAGGGAAAAGUGAGAACCAUCUUUUCUGUGCAAAGAAAACUGCAGAUAGUUUUAUGAAGCCAAGUUAAACGUCUGGUUUUCGUCUCCUGAUAAACUCUUCUGACUAGAUGUAAACAAGCUGCGUUCCUACUGGCUGGAAUUUAAUGAUCGCAUCACAAUUACUGGAAUUCGGAUGAACGGCAUUGUCUAUUGGAGUGAUGGAAAGACAUAACAACCAUUUCAUUUCUUAAAACUAAAAAUUAUCGACUGUUGAUGAAAGCUUAUCCUUAUUGUAUAAAAUGCCCUAUAACGAUGUGGAAAUUAAAACACCAAAAGAGAAUGGCGCCAUUAGAGCUAAGCAAGACAUAGUUUUCUCUGUGCUCAUAUUACUGUCCAACUCCGUGGUCAUCACGACUAUACUUAGCUCUUCAUUACUUCGAAAACUGACCAAGUUCCAUAACGUGAUCAGCAUAUGUCUAUGCAACAUGUUGAGCUCAAUUCCUUUGGUACUGGACACGGCAUAUAUUUUAAAGGUGUCGGACUUCAGCAUCACACUUGCUCAUGUUGUCAAUGGCUUCCAUUUGUACAGCCUCCCUUCCAUCAUAACCUUGACCUUGCUGUUCAUCUGCUUAGAUUUUUGCAUCUUCCGAAUGCACGGUUGGGCUGCAAGUGAAUACAUGUCUAGCAAGUACAUCAGUCUAUGGGUGCCUUGGAGUUAUGGAGCAGUUGCUUUGGUGUUUUUAACUUUGUCCUCCCCUCCGACGUUAGAUGAAUUUUAUGCAAGUGGUAAAGAUGAAUCCUUCCAUGAUCAAGAAACUUUUCCUGUAGUUCGGCCUGUCUUACUAAAUCACUCCGCCUGGCCUCUCGUGGUUGGUUGGGUGUAUAUUCCUACACUGCUUGCUUUAGUAAUGAUGUCAUUUGCUGCGCUAGUUUAUUGCAGAUAUUCAGAACACUCUCUGAUGAACUGUGUGGUUUGCAGUAGUAAGAGCCUGUUCUACUCUCCAAACAUCCUGGACGCCAGCGUAUCUUUAGUUCUCUUCAGCUGCCUCAGUUUUAUUUUCUACCAUCAUCUCAUGCUCGACUCACAGUGCGCACUCAAAGAAGGGGAUUGUCGCUCAAGGAAAGAAAUGGAUCGUGCCACGGAGCUGGCUCGUUGGUCAGUUUUCUUUUUGAUGCCUGUGCUAUGUCAACUGGACAGAUAUUUCAGACAGGAGAUUGCAAUCAUAUGUGGAAGACUCUGUUUUCGGAGUUAGACGAUGCUACUGAGAGAAAUGCCCUGAGAUUCACUAGAUGGUACCUAAAGCAGACUGAAGUCCAAAUGAAACUAAAUUGAACAAUAUUCAUUACUACUAAACGAACCAAAAUAUGUAUAUUUUUUUAGAUAUAAUACAAAUGCUUCAACUCUCAAAACAUAAUACCACAGAUUGAAACAUGUCUUCGGUGUAAAUUUUAUUGAGAUAAGUGUGUAUGUGUGUGUCUUCAAACCCUAAUUUUAAUUUCACAAAAUUGUCUCUGCUUGUUUAAUGAUAACCACUUUACAAAUUUUGCUUUUUACCCACAGUACUUUAACUUACUUUGACAUCUUGUUUCACGGGUGUGAAAUUCCAGCAGCAAAUGCUUUUUAUUUUUACCAUAGGCACUUAAAUUCUAAGUUUUACAUCUCUCUGAUGUGUGAUAAGGCUAACAAAGAGAGCUUGUGUAAUCACACAUGUCUAUAUGUAGGAUGUUUUUAAUACCUGAAAUUUCAGGCUAACACUUCUUUAUCUGUAUUGCCAAGAGAACUGAUAUU
Molecule: messenger RNA, 2156 nt
Organism: Biomphalaria glabrata
Lineage: Eukaryota; Metazoa; Mollusca; Gastropoda; Planorbidae
Exons: 2
Coding region: 667-1620 (317 amino acids)
Source: RefSeq, a predicted model, not a curated record